AUGGACUUCCUCACUCUCCUCUCCACUGGCUCAAAUUCUUGUGGUCAGCUUGGGAUCGGGAAUAUCGACGACGUCCACCGGUUCACACCCUGUAUCUUCCGCGGCGCCGCCCUAGGAUCACUACCAGAACACGUGGUUGGUAUAGAGCAGAUCGCUUGUGGUGGUAACCACACACUUGCCUUACUUCGAACCGAUGACGGGAAGACAAAGCUUUGGGGAUGCGGAGAUGGGAGGAAAGGUCAGCUCGGUCCUAGCUACACUUCAGAAGUCAGGGAGAAGGCAGAGAACGCGGCCGUCUUCCGUCGCCUCGACCUGGGUGCACACCUUGAGCGUGCCGGCAUACUCUCCGGUAUAUCCGAAGAAUAUGAUACUCGUCUAAUUGCAGCGGGCUGGGAGACAACGUACGCGGUACUCUCAUAUCCGAAUCGCAGUGAUGUCCUCCUCUCCAUGGGGUCAGAUGACUACGGCAACCUCGGUGUCGAUACAAACACCCAGAGAACAAGGCAUGACAUAUACGUCGUGGAUCUUCGUCGUGCAGUUCGAGCUCCGGACGACUCGAUGAGCACCAUAACCGUUCUAUCUCUUGCCGCCGGUCCCCAUCAUACCAUCGUUCACGUCCGUCUACGUGAUCCGGACGGCUCGUCCGUGACGUACUUCGCCGGCUGGGGUACGUCGCGGCACGGUCAACUUGGGCCUAUCCUCGACUCCUCUGCUCGGCCGGUCCCCACUUGCCCAACGCCCGUUCUGAUCCCGUCAGCCACCCCCACAGAUGUCUGUGCCUCUAUAGCCCUCGGGAGGCACCACACCGUGUACAUGCAGACAUCAGGAAAGCUCGUCGGAUUGGGCUCGAAUCGCAAAGGGCAGCUCGACGAGCUCAGCACGCUUGACGACGUGGAACAGGUCGGGUGCACAUGGAACGGGACGUACGCCCUCCUACGCUCCGGGACCGUUGUCGCGACGGGGAGCAACACGCACUCGCAGCUCGGGCGUGGCCCGACCGUGCUCGUCCCGCAGAGCGCGCUGCAACCGGUCGCGUUCCUGUUCAGCUCCAAGACACAUCGCGUCGCGUCACUCGUGUGCGGCAGCGAGCAUGUCCUGUGCUUGGUCGACGCGGGACAACAUGGACUGCACAGGGAAGUAUGGGGAUGGGGUUGGAAUGAGCACGGGAACCUCGGGACUGGCGGGACGGCGGAUACGGGUGUUCCACUGAGAGUGUGGCCGCCAGCGUCAUCUGCCGCCUCGUGCGCAAAUGCGGAUGCGGAUGACUCUACGCAAUCGCGAGAGGGUUCAGGCAACCAGCGCCAUGGCGACGUGCUGAACGUUUGGGCAGGCUGCGGAACCAGCUGGAUUCUGGUCAGGAAGUAACGCCUGCCGAAUGUCAGGCAGUGCCACAAUCCUUCGACGAAGCUUGAGAUCCGCGUACUCGUACCGCAAGACUCGGGCUGUGGAUCGUGCACCGUACGGAUCACGUUGUCUCCGGGGCUCUGGUCGCGCAUAUAACAGCGGACGCAUCGUAGGUUUACAGCUGUCCAGCAGCCGUAUCUGGAGUGUCCGAACCCAUUCGAGCUAUCAACGACAUCCGUUAUGACGCGGCUUUGUGCAUCGAUAAAGCCGUCGAGCAAGGCUUCGCGGCAGCAUUACACACCCACUAUCAAGACAGCGCUGCUGCAUACGCGUAUACCGCCAACCUCAAUAUCUAGCAGCUUGCGAUCGGAAGUACGGUAGCUCCCCAUGUAUUGAUG
Dichomitus squalens LYAD-421 SS1 is the source of this 1742-nucleotide messenger RNA. Its product is annotated as RCC1/BLIP-II. Lineage: Eukaryota; Fungi; Basidiomycota; Agaricomycetes; Polyporales; Polyporaceae. The transcript is spliced from 3 exons. The record is from RefSeq and is a predicted model, not a curated record. The coding region runs from base 1 to 1365 and encodes 454 amino acids.